UUACCAUUUGAGUUCCUAGCACAGCUGUAGAAAUGCAUGCAAAACAGAGGACACUAUUCUUCAUAAUAGUCUUGCUUUUCUCCUUCUCUGUAUUCGUUUCUGCUGUCAACCAUCAAGGCAAAGCUCUCCUGUCAUGGAAACAAUCUCUGAACUUCUCGGCCCAAGAGUUAAACAACUGGGAUUCCAAUGAUGAAACUCCCUGUGAGUGGUUUGGAAUCAUCUGCAACUUUAAACAGGAAGUUGUGGAAAUAGAAUUCAGGUACGUGAAAUUGUGGGGUAACAUCCCCACCAAUUUUAGCUCAUUGGUGACCCUGAAAAAGCUCAUCUUCGUGGGAACUAACAUCACUGGUACAAUUCCUAAAGAGAUUGGCGAUUUAAGGGAAUUAAAUACAUUGGACCUGAGUGACAAUGGCUUGACAGGAGAAAUCCCAAUUGAGAUAUGUGGUUUGCUCAAGCUUGAAAACGUCGACCUCAGCUCAAAUAGACUCGUGGGCCUGAUUCCAGCUGGAAUUGGAAAUCUCACGAUCCUUAAAGAGCUUGGUCUACAUGAUAAUCAACUUACCGGUCAAAUUCCCAGAAGCAUAGGUAACUUGAAGCAGCUUAAGAAUAUUAGAGCUGGUGGAAACAAAAACAUCGAAGGCAAUAUACCUCCAGAAAUUGGCAACUGUACCAAUUUGGUGUAUGCAGGCUUUGCUGAAACCAGAAUUUCAGGCUCUCUGCCACCAAGUUUAGGCCUACUCAAGAAGCUCGAAACACUCGCAUUGUACACAACCUUUCUCUCUGGCCAAAUUCCUCCUGAAAUUGGAAACUGCAGUGGGCUCCAAUACAUGUAUCUCUAUGAAACGUUGCUCACAGGUUCUAUUCCGACCAGUUUUGGGAAUCUCCAGAACCUGCUAAAUCUGUUUCUAUAUAGAAAUAGAUUAACAGGCACGUUGCCAAAGGAGCUUGGAAACUGUUAUCAAUUAUUCGACAUCGACAUUUCAAUGAAUUCUUUGACGGGAAAUAUUCCAACCACAUUUAGUAACUUGACUUUGCUACAAGAAUUGAAUUUGGGAAUGAAUAAUAUUUCAGGCCAGAUACCAGCCGAGAUUCAAAAUUGGCGGGAACUUACUCAUUUGAUGCUUGACAACAAUCAAAUCACGGGUUUGAUACCUUCAGAACUAGGGACUUUGAAAAAUCUCAGAAUGUUGUUCUUGUGGCAUAACAAGCUUGAAGGAAAUAUUCCAUCUUCAAUUUCCAACUGUGAGAUGCUUGAAGAGAUGGAUUUAUCGAUAAAUGGCUUGACAGGUCACAUUCCUGGACAAAUUUUCCACCUCAAGAAGCUAAAUAGCCUCAUGCUCCUCUCCAACAAUCUAUCAGGCGUUAUACCUACAGAGAUCGGAAAUUGCUUGUCGCUAAAUCGUUUCAGAGUUAGCAAAAACUUGCUCUUCGGCGCUCUCCCACCACAGUUUGGGAAUUUGAAGAAUCUGAGUUUCUUGGACCUCGGAGAUAACCAGUUCUCUGGAGUAAUACCUGAUGAGAUUUCCGGCUGCAGGAAUCUAACAUUCAUUGAUAUACACUCCAACACCAUUAGUGGAGCUUUACCCUCAGGUCUCCACCAACUUAUUUCCCUUCAAAUCAUUGACUUCUCAAAUAAUGUAAUUGAAGGGAACAUAGAUCCUGGUCUCGGACUGUUAAGCUCAUUGACAAAACUCAUUCUGUUCAACAAUCGAUUCUCCGGACCAAUCCCUAGCGAGCUGGGCGCUUGCUUGAGGUUACAGUUAUUGGACCUCAGUGUUAAUCAACUUUCCGGUUAUCUUCCGGCAAAGCUAGGGGAAAUUCCAGCGCUAGAAAUCGCUCUAAACCUGAGUUGGAACCAACUUAACGGUGAGAUACCGAAGGAGUUCGCCUAUUUAGACAGACUCGGAAUCUUAGACCUCUCACACAAUCACCUUAGCGGCGACCUCCAAACCAUCGCCGUAAUGCAGAAUCUGGUGGUACUCAACAUCUCCGACAACAAUUUCUCUGGCCGAGUGCCGGUGACUCCCUUCUUCGAGAAACUCCCGCCCAGUGUCCUAUCCGGCAAUCCAGACCUCUGGUUCGGCACCCAAUGCACCGACGAAAAGGGAAGCAGAAAUUCAGCACAUGAAUCAGCGUCUCGUGUAGCGGUGGUAUUGCUGCUAUGCAUAGCUUGGACUCUUCUCAUGGCGGCGCUUUACGUGACCUUUGGAUCGAAAAGAAUAGCACGAAGACGCUACUACGGUGGCCACGAUGGCGACGGCGUCGAUAGCGACAUGGAGAUUGGCAAUGAACUCGAAUGGGAGAUGACGCUCUAUCAGAAGCUCGACCUUUCAAUUUCUGACGUGGCAAAGAAACUGACAGCUUGCAACAUCCUCGGUCGUGGCCGAUCCGGCGUCGUUUACCAGGUCAACAUCGCCCCCGGUUUAACCAUCGCCGUCAAACGGUUCAAAACCUCGGAGAAAUUCGCCGCCGCCGCAUUCUCUUCCGAAAUCUCAACUCUAGCCAGUAUCCGACACCGGAAUAUCAUACGAUUGCUCGGUUGGGCGGUCAAUCGUAAAACGAAAUUGUUAUUCUAUGACUACUGGCCACAAGGAAACCUCGGCGGUUUGUUACACGAGUGCAGCACCGGCGGUUACGUAAUCGGCUGGAAUGCUCGGUUCAAGAUUGCGAUGGGAUUGGCCGACGGAUUGGCUUACUUGCAUCACGACUGUGUGCCGGCGAUUUCGCAUCGGGACGUGAAAGUCCAAAACAUACUAUUGAGCGACGAAUACGACGCCUGCCUUACAGAUUUUGGAUUCGCAAGGUUCACUGAAGACAAUCUAAACGAACCAUCGUCGGCAAAUCCGCUAUUCGUCGGAUCUUACGGCUACAUUGCACCGGAAUAUGGUCAUAUGCUGAAAGUAACAGAGAAGAGCGAUGUGUAUAGCUACGGAAUCGUUCUCUUAGAAAUGAUUACCGGUAAAAAGCCAGCCGAUCCUUCAUUUCCAGAAGGCCAACACAUAAUCCAAUGGGUUCAACAUCAUCUACGCAGCCAGAACAAUCCAAUCGAGCUAUUGGAUCCAAAACUUAAAAUCCAUCCCAACGCCGAAAUUCAUGAAAUGCUUCAUGUCCUCGAAAUCGCUCUUAUAUGCACCAAUCAUCGCGCCGACGAUCGGCCUAUGAUGAAGGACGUCGCUGCAUUAUUGAGAAAAAUUCAAACCGAGUCUACGAUGAUGAGGAUCAAGGGAAUCAAACCUGGUAAUAGAUUGAAGAGAUUCGAAAUUCAAUCGUAUUAAUCCAUCUUUAACCCGAUCUCUCCUCUUUUGGUUACUCAUCUUCUUCCAGAUAAUCUCAUCAUCCGGUCACCUAAUUCCAGAGCUUCGCGCGCUAAAGAUGUUUUUGUUUAAAAUCUUAAUCUAUAAAUCUUAUUUUAGUUUCUUUUUAUAAAGUAUUUUAUAUUUUGUUCUCUAAA
Molecule: messenger RNA, 3451 nt
Organism: Cucumis sativus (cucumber)
Lineage: Eukaryota; Viridiplantae; Streptophyta; Magnoliopsida; Cucurbitales; Cucurbitaceae
Product: LRR receptor-like serine/threonine-protein kinase
Exons: 2
Coding region: 33-3275 (1080 amino acids)
Biological process (GO): protein phosphorylation
Cellular component (GO): plasma membrane
Molecular function (GO): protein kinase activity; protein binding; ATP binding
Source: RefSeq, a predicted model, not a curated record